Messenger RNA from Penicillium crustosum, 1083 nucleotides. RefSeq lists its product as uncharacterized. The record is from RefSeq and is a predicted model, not a curated record. Gene Ontology annotation, cellular component: membrane. The transcript has 3 exons. The coding region runs from base 1 to 1083 and encodes 360 amino acids. Lineage: Eukaryota; Fungi; Ascomycota; Eurotiomycetes; Eurotiales; Aspergillaceae.
AUGGCUCUUCCUUAUCUCAAGUCGCUGAAAAAGCCCGAGUUGGCCGAGUUGGCUGAUCAGACGGACCUGCCACACUACGAUGACUAUAACAAGAACGAUCUUGUAGUAGUGCUGGACAAACAUCUCCGCGAAAACCACUCUAUCUUCUCCGGCCUCCAGAGCCUCCAUGAAUACUACUUGCGCCUAGCCUCUCCACCCCGCAGAGGAUCGCCCGUCAAGCGCGAAGCCGCACGAACUCCAGCGCGGACCCCAGCACGCCGCUCUACGAAGAAGGAAGUGAAGGAAGAGGAAAUUAUCGAGGAUGUGGAAGAAGCCGUGCCCAGCCCAGUUGUAGUCAGCCCGACUCCAGCUGUAGCGCGCACGAGCGUGCGUCAGUCUGCGCGCCAGACACCCCGCCAGACGCCCCGCCAACCAGCAAUUCUCUCAGCCAUCGUGGACCCCGAGCCAUCACUCCCAGCGUCUCCAGCUGCUAUUACCGAAGCCAUCGAUGCGCAAACGAUUAAGCUGCGCGAGAGCCUUGAGAAUGUAUGGACUGCGUCGGGCUUUGUAGAUCGGGCGCAAUCUCUGCGCGCAACGCUGAGCAGCGUGAAGGCGAUUGAAAUCAUUGUCCUGCUGCUUGAGAGUGGCAGUCUUGCGAAAGAAUUGAUUCCGAUACGCUACCUUACUACUACACCCCCCGUGCAAGCCGCGCAUAUCCCUGCGAUUCCCAUCCGUGCUCCUGAUCUAUUUGUGUUCCUGGAAGCAGCGUUCUGGGCGCCGUUUUCGCUGUGGUUCCUUACUUGUCUGUUUUUGCCUUUGAUUUCUGCCUACUUUAUCAACUUGAGCUGGCAGGCCUCUAGCAGUGCGCGUCGCACCCGGUCUGCAUCUAAUCUCGCCCAGUUUGAUCCGUUGACUUUCAACAUCGUGAAGGCGUUGCUGGUGCACGUUGUGUUCCAAAAGGAUUUCAACUUCUUUGGUGUUUAUAGCCGGUAUGCUAUUGGGAAGGUUGUUGACUCCGUCCCUGGUGGGGACGUCGGUCUCUUUACUGGAUCAGCUAUCGGCGUUGUUGGUGCUCUGUACGAGGCUAUUCUCCACCGUUCGUAA